Molecule: messenger RNA, 1072 nt
Organism: Plectropomus leopardus (leopard coralgrouper)
Lineage: Eukaryota; Metazoa; Chordata; Actinopteri; Perciformes; Serranidae
Product: sulfotransferase 1C4-like
Molecular function (GO): sulfotransferase activity
Source: RefSeq, a predicted model, not a curated record
GAACCACUGAACCAACUUUGCCUGAGUUAUUGAAGUCAAAAUUUGUCUUCUAGUUGUCGGUUUCCUUGACUAAAUCAAGAAUCAGCCAUGCCAAUGGAGGAAAAAGAGUUGUCCCACAGUGGAGACCAUCGUCCUCCUCUCAUCCUAGUCAGAGGAGUUCCCCUGGAAAACUGGACCGCCAAAAACUUAGACUCCGUCAUGGCUUUCCGUCCCGAUCCCUCAGACAUCCUCAUAGCCACCUACCCCAAAGCAGGGACCACAUGGACCCAGGAGAUAGUCGACCUGCUUCUUCACAAGGGAGACGCUGAAGCCUGCGGACGAGCCCCCACACACAUCCGCAGUCCAUUUCUGGAGCGCCUUCCCCCACCCAGCCCGUCAGGUCUUGAUCAUCUGAGGAAUAUGGAUCCCCCGAGAUUUAUUAAAACACAUCUUCCUUUUCAAUUGCUGCCUUCUGGAUUUUGGGAAAACAACUGCAAGGUUAUCUACGUGGCACGAAAUGCCAAAGACAACAUGGUGAGCUACUACCACUUCGACCGUAUGAAUAUGUUCCAUCCUGAGCCGGGGCCAUGGGAGGAGUAUAUGACCAAGUUCAUGCAAGGACAGUUGGCAUGGGGCUCCUGGUACGACCAUGUGAAAGGCUACUGGAUGGAGAGAGAGAAGAAAAAUAUCCUCUACCUCUUCUAUGAGGACAUGAAAGAGAAUCCUCGGCGUGAAGUGGAGCGCAUCAUGAGGUACCUGGACUUGUCUGUCUCUGAUGAGGUCAUCAGUCGGAUUGUGGAGCUCACGUCCUUUAAGAGCAUGAAGGAGAACAAGAUGGCCAACUACUCCUGGAAGCCAGCAACUGUUUUUGAUCAGUCCAUCUCCCCCUUCAUGAGAAAAGGCGAAGUAGGUGAUUGGAGAAACCAUUUCACACCUGAGCAAUUACAAAUGUUUGAUGAUGAUUAUAAAAAGCAAAUGAAGGAUGUCAGCAUACCAUUCAGGACUCUCAUCUAACGAUUUCUCCAAACUGAUGCAGCUCUGCAAACCAAAGACCGACAAACGGCUACGUUGCAGCACUCAGAAUGGAGAAACA